This is a messenger RNA of Talaromyces proteolyticus, 549 nucleotides long. RefSeq names its product DUF1077 family protein. Gene Ontology annotation, biological process: protein folding in endoplasmic reticulum. Gene Ontology annotation, cellular component: EMC complex. The transcript is spliced from 3 exons. Bases 1 to 549 code for a protein of 182 amino acids. The record is from RefSeq and is a predicted model, not a curated record. Lineage: Eukaryota; Fungi; Ascomycota; Eurotiomycetes; Eurotiales; Trichocomaceae.
AUGUCUUCGAUUGCUUCUCCUCCACCCAGCUGGGUGGUUGAUCUGAACACGCCUCUGCCCAAAAAAUCACCCAAGACCAGCAACAUCCGCAACCCUCCUGGUUUCGCGACAAAAUCGACUGGCAAGCAGCAACGCAAUGCGCAACCCACACGCGAACGCAAGCCCGCCGAGACGGAUACUCUCAAGCUCAAAAAAGCCUGGGAAGUCGCCCUGGCUCCGUCAAAGCAGAUCCCCAUGAACGCUGUUAUGAUGUACAUGUCCGGCAACAGUCUCCAGAUUUUUAGUAUCAUGAUGGUUUUCAUGCUCUUCAAGGGGCCCAUUCAGGGCUUGCUGGCGACCAAUUCGCAGUUCUUGAAGUUUGAGACGGAAUCAAAUCGUACCCAGAUCUGGGGCUGCAAGGGUGUAUACGUGUUGGUGCAAUUGGCUUUGCUGGGUCUAGGCAUUUGGAAAGUCAACCAGAUGGGAUUGUUACCAACUACGAGAUCGGAUUGGCUGGCAUGGGAGUCGGAAAGACAGCCUUUAGAGAGGGCCUAUUUUGCUUUUAGCUGA